AUGAUUUGCAAAAGAACCAUUCUAGGCGGCCUCGUGGUUCUGUCUGCCGUUGCUCGCGCACAGCAAGAUGAUUAUCCAUUUGCGAGCAGCAUCUUUGAUCGUGUGAACCCGCCAUUCACAUUCACAGAAUGCGCUGCACCUUCGGAGAUGCAAACAUGCUGGGAAUCGCAAAAUUACGACAAUGAAUAUCUGAACCCUCUCUGCAGCGGUUUGCAGAACAGGGUUCAGUGUGCUCUUACAAACUGCUGGAACAGGGUCUACUCUUGCGAUUACCAACAGUUGAUGGUCGCUUAUAACACCUCAUGCUCCGACGAGGCAACUCUGUCUCUGCCUUUCUUCCCUCCACCUGCCGAUGCCGCUGAAGUAUGCAGCUGCAAUCUCAACAAUGUGGUCAACACUUUCGAAAAAGCCUCUUCCGGUUGGCCUCGCUGCGUGCAGAAAGUUCAGGACGAAAAUGGCAUAACAGAUGAUGAUGAUUCGGGAGAGGACUUUCCAACUCCCGGCUGCGACUGCUGCUACUAUGGCGUUGUAGCUGCUGCGAUGUAUGAUACUUGUCCCGAUCAGAAUCCCGGACCCAUCGCUCUUGACCUCGUCAGACAAAUCUACAUCGAGCAGAACCCCACAGGCAACAAUAGCUUGGAGCAAUGUGCUUCUCGCCUCGCAAGUGGAAAUUUCAGCUGCACUGAUUAUGGCUUUAACCUUUAUGGUGACAAUGCUACCGACUACGCAAAACCUACCCCGAUACACUCGGCCACUGGCAAUUACAGCGAUAUCAAUGGUGUUCUCAAGACCCCUGUUAGUGGCGCUACAUAUACCUUUACUGGGUGGAAUACUACCUACACGAUCACUGCUGCUUCUGUCGAGGCAGUGGCUACUAGGUCUGCUAGUGCUACAAAGGUGUCUGGUAGUAUUACUGGCAGUGUCACGGGUACUGCAAUCGGUGGUCCUUCCACCGGUGCUGCUGCCCCAACCAUGAGUGCAGCUGCUCUUAUCGGACUGUCCGGUCUGGCUUUCGCUCUCCUGUAG
Molecule: messenger RNA, 1026 nt
Organism: Aureobasidium pullulans EXF-150
Lineage: Eukaryota; Fungi; Ascomycota; Dothideomycetes; Dothideales; Saccotheciaceae
Exons: 3
Coding region: 1-1026 (341 amino acids)
Source: RefSeq, a predicted model, not a curated record